Pocillopora meandrina is the source of this 11778-nucleotide messenger RNA. The record is from the annotation of a GenBank genome assembly. NCBI's taxonomy places the organism in Eukaryota, Metazoa, Cnidaria, Anthozoa, Scleractinia, Pocilloporidae.
GUAAUCCAUAAUGGCGGACGACGUGAGAGUGUUUUUAUUAACUCUCUAGGGAUAAACCAGAACUGUUGCUGUUAUUCAAAAUAAAGAGCGUUUACAUUCAGUUUCUCAGUUAAAGCUCUUUGCUCAUUGCUCCAUAAUGGCAGAGAAGAAUUCGAAAGGGAAGAAGCGGAAAUGGGAACCAGUAGAAUUGGACGAUCCUUCGUUCUUUGCGGGCGAAAUGGAUGGAUUUGUGUCCCUUGAAGUCAUGGAAGAUUAUGAUCUAAAAGAACUAACAGGAAUUGGUACAAGUGGACCAGCUCGGAAGAAGAAAAUAAAAGAGCGGCCGCCGCAGAAGGUGAAUUACUUAAAGUGCUUUAAAACCUACCGCGUUGUUAAAUUCAGAAAUAAGAUUCAAGCACGUGGUGAAAUUACUUUGUAUUUGACUUAAGUUUGAGUAUGUACAUGUAACUGAGAAAUUGGAAAAAAUAUAUUUGUAUGUCAAUUUUUUUGUUUAUUUAUUUUUUUAUCAUUACUCACCUUUAAUUAUUAAAUGUAAUAAAUGGGAGAAUUUUCAGCAAAUUUUAUGGAUGAAGUCUCCUGUGCAUCAUCCAAUCUUAGAAAAUACAUGUAUGUCAUAAAUGUAUGUUUGUGCAGUCUAUACUGACACAAAAUUGAGGGUUGUCCAUUACAUUCACAUUGGGUUGAAUCAUUUAUGUAUCCACCCACCAGAAGUUAUAUUAAAGCUAACAUGGCCACCAGGUGGACAAUCAGACAGGGUUUGAUGCUACUCUGGUUUAAAGAUUUAAUGAAUGUAACCAAAGAAGUUAUAAUUCAUAGACCCAACAUUUCAACACUCCUGUCUAGUGCCUUCAUCAGGGGUGAUCCAAAUGCUGCAACAAGAGGUCCUUUUAUACCAUCACUAAUUAGCUGCCUUUUUUUCUGAUGAGGUGUAAAUAGGCGUCAGGUCGUAAACCUACCCACACAGAGAAAUAAUUCGCUUUCGAUUCUCACCACCCUAUUUGCCAUAAAAAGUCUGUAGCCAAAACUUUAUUCAGGAGGGCUGACUGUCUACCAUCUUCACUCAAUUCGAAGGCUGAGGAGAGGAAAUAUGUUUCAAAUGUCCAAAAGGCAAAUGGCCAUACAAAGACUCCUCUCCGUAACUACCAAAACCAGUUACAACUAGUAGCACUCCUGAUGAAAGGGAACCAGCAACUGGUUUUGCUGUUAUUCCUUACAUUCAAGGUGUUAUGGAACCCAUUAAGAGAAUUUUGAAUAGCCACAACAUUAAAGUUGCUCAAAAACCUUCACAGACUUCAGGGUAUAUUUUUGCUAAACCUAAGGAUCCUGUCACAAAAGAACAACAAACUGAUGCCAUUUAUUCUAUUUCUUGCAAUGACUGUGACAACGAAUACACUGGAAGACCAAACAUCAGCUUGGUACACAUUUGAAAGAACAUCAAAAAGCAGCUUUCUUUUGCAAAAAAGAAAUUCAGCUUUAUUGGAGCACACAUACCUAAAUAACCAUACAAUUGGGGGGAUAAUUCUAAAAUUAUCACCACUAAUCGGCGUUACCACCAGCGCCUUUGUUUGGAAGCCUGGCAUAUUAACUCCACCCGCGCUCCUUUAAUGAUGAUGGCAGCUUACUUCCUGACACCUAUUUUGCACCUUGUCAGAAAAAAAGGUAGCUAAUUAGGGAUGGUAUAACAGGACCUUUUGUUGCAGUGUUUAGAUCACCCCUGAUGAAGGCACUAGAUAGGAGUGUCAAAAUGUUGGGUCUAUUAAUUGUAACUUCUGCAGUUACAUUCAUUAAAUCUUUAAACCAGAGUAGCAUCAAACCAUGUCCCACCAGUAGUUAAUUGGCAGUUAAGUCAUCUUGUGAUACUGAAAAUCUGAAUGAACCAUCUCAUGUAAAGUGGAAAUGUCCUACUAAAAGUCGAAUUUCAUGACACUUAAUAAAUAAUCCUCAACCUGUUCCAAGGCAAGGUUGAAAAUGUUGUUCAAUCAACUCAAUUCAACUCAAAUGGAAUGACUUGACUCCUGAGUUAGAUUGGGUGUGUUUGACAUCAGAAACAAAACAAACUAAAGAUAACUGCUAGUCGUACCUUAAAUGAAAAAAAAAAACAAGCAAAAAGAAACAACAGUAACACUCUCCACAAGAACUACAUGAAAAUACAUCAAGUCAUCAAAAUCAUUUUGAGAGCAAUUUGUCCUUAAUUUUUCAAAGACAGCAGACUGUACUGGCCCAAAGGCUCAUGCAUUUUUUCAGUCUUUACACAUACAUGUACAAUUAUUUGUAUUUAAGGAUACAGGCUUUUUUUCGGUUUUCUCUAAAAUUUUGGCUCACAGAAAAAAAAAUAUACAAAAGAGCUACACAGUAUUCUCCUUUGAUUUUAUAUCUUCAGGAUAAUCAGGAACAAACAGAUACCACACCACUCACACAACUUGAAAAAAGCACAAAGAAUGACCAACAGACAAAGGGAAAAAAGAAGAGGAAAAAGAAAAACAAGGCCCAAAGUAAAGCCCAGUCGGAAGAGCAAAACAGAGUAGAAAUGGUCACUGACAAUAGACUGGAGGAAGAUCCUCCAGGUAAGAAUUACUUUCUGGAAUUAUGGAUGGGAAAUGCACUAGACAAAGUAAAAUUUUUUACUCCUAUCAUUGCACAUGAAAUGUUCUAUAAACAAGAGAAUCAGGCACAUUUUGUGUAGAUAAUAUUGUGUUGGCAAAGAUAUAAUUUUCUAUAAAUUAUGUAAUUUUACCAAUAAGUUGGUUAUCAUUAUGAUUGCUAUUAUUUAUUAAUAAAGUAUUCAUUGAUUUAGAUUAUGUAACCUUCAUAGACAUAUUUCAUUUUCAGCCAGGUACAAAUAACUCAUUGCAUAUAUUGUGGUUCAAUUUUAUCCUUGGUUCAAAUUUUAAUUCCUUUGUUUCAAACUCAUUAUCAUACAUUACAAUACCCAAAAAAAAAAAAACAAAACAAAAUAAAAUUUGAACCAAGGAUAAAAUUGAACCACAACACACGCAACUGUAAUAAUAUUAAAUAAUGAUAUUUCCCACCAACACUACAGUAUGAGGUUGAGAUGCAGUCAUAUUUUAUAGCUAAAUCGUUCAUUUUGAAUGAACUAAACUUUAGAGCCCAUGGCAGAUGUGAGUGCUUGGGAAGUCCUUGGUGUUCCCAAAGAAGUUCAGAGAGGACUCAGUGAACAAAGUUUUACAACACCAACCCCUAUACAGACUCUCUCCCUUCCGCCUGCAAUAUUCCACCACAGGGACAUCAUUGGUGCAGCAGAAACAGUGAGUUGAAUCAGAGCAGUUGGAUUGGUGGAGGUCUCUUUUACUAUGUGCAUUGUUUGUUUACUUUGUUCCACAACUUUUUUGAAUAAUUAUUUUUAUUCUUUUGAGAGGGAGAGAGAGAGUGGAAAAAAUACUUUUUCAAUAUGUACAUGUAUUUACUAUGAUGUACAACUUGCUCAUUUACAUGCAAGAAGACUUUCCCACACAUUAUGGCAAACAGUUUCUGUUACUUUAGAGCUGGUCUUUGACCUGAAUCAAUGUCUAAGUACUAAGAGAGUAUUGAAUAAUAACAAAUAUGACUUGUUAAAGCACUCUUGAGGAGGGCCGUUGAGCUGAAAGUAUGUGUAUGGUGUACCUCUUGAAAGAACUCAGACUGACAGACUGACAGAUUGAAAGUUAAAUUUUAAUCUCUUAAGAAAAUAAUUUGAUAGUUCUUCCCUCCUCUAUAGUUGGUUGGCAGAUUUAUUCUUUAUGCAAAAAUGUGCAUUACAAUGACAUUGCUGUAAGUUUCUUAGUUCUCAUAUCAUACAUUGGAUAAUGCUCUGAAAUUGUCUGUUGAAGUUAUGAUAAAAUCACUUGAGAGAAGUUUUGAUUUCAUGAAUGGCUGGUUUUUAAGGAGGAAAAUAAGUGUAUUAAUUUUAAAAUAUGUUUUUACAAGGGUUCAGGUAAAACACUAGCCUUUGGGAUUCCAAUUCUCACCCACAUCCUUGGCCAGAAGACCAGUCAAGAAGAAGGAAAAACUACAGAAAAUGCUACCAAAAAUAAUGCUACAGAAGCCACAGAAACUGGUACUGGAACGUCCAAGCUCAAGAAACCACUUCUGGCAUUGAUAAUGACACCAACCAGAGAAUUGGCUAUACAAAUAAAAAAUCAUCUCAAACAGGCUGCAAAACAUACAUCUUUAGAGGUAAACUUUAUGUACUUAAAUUGACAAUUUGAAAGUUACCUCCACAGUUAGAUUCUGUUUUCCAUUGUUAGAAACUCAAUUAUCACUAACUUUAUUUUUAUUGGCAUAAGUCAAUUUUGUCUCGAUAGCCUUUAUUUAAUACUAUUUUUCUCAGUAGAGCAGAAAGCAAACCUAUCUCUUGUUUGGAAAGUGUUUUUUAUAUUUUCUUUUGGAAACAUAAAUUUGUAGCCUCAAUAAGCUUAAGCAACUUAAAUUGACAAUGAGUCAGCGCUGACAUAAACAUAAACUGUACAGGGCGUGUAGUUUUUUUUUCCUGGUGGCCACUUGGCUCUUAAAUUUUUCAAAGUGGUAGCCAGUUCGAAAAAAGUUGGUCGCCAUUUUUAAAGACAAACAAAACCUAUUUUCUCCGCUGUCAGCGUUCUAGAUAGACCCUCCAAAAUUAUGUUAGGAAAAAGAUAUUUUACGUGCCACAAAGUGGACACUGGGAUGGAUGAUAUACAACGUUCAAGCUCACCUGUUUUGGAAACAAACUUAACGAGGAAGUUUGCCGCGGAUUUAUCUUUACAAAUCUUUUUAACUCAUUCGCCAAUUUGGCGACUAAUUUUCAGGAUUUGGUCACCAAAGAGAAAAAUUUAAUCGUAUUGGCGCCUGUAUUAGGCGCAAUUUCACGCCUUGCUGUAUUGUUUUGUGCUAUCAUAUUCUGGGCUGAAAUAUUUAUGUUAUCUUCGCCCCUUCAUCAGCAAAGUAUAUAAAAACCCUUUUGUUCAGAGAAUUACAAUCCUACCCCUGAUGAUGUACCAUUUACCCCCUACCCUCCCCUCUCUUGCCACCCCUUCUAGUCCUGUUUCAACGUGUAUCUUUUAUCAGAGAAAUACCCAGCAAGCAGAGUCCCUCAAAAUUAUUUGAAUCAAUAAACAAUUGAAACUGAAAUUUAUUUUCCAAGAUUGUUGCUGUGGUUGGAGGAAUGGCACCUCAAAAACAACAGAGACUUUUAAACAAGUGUCCUGAGAUAAUAGUAGCCACCCCGGGAAGACUGUGGGAUUUGAUUUCCGAUGUAAGUACCUCAUGUAUCAUAAGUUGUACUGAUUCACUUUCUUUUAGAGAUCUGAAACAGCGGACACACACUUGUACAUGUAGGUAUGUUUCUCUUGAGAUCGGUUGACCUGUCUAGUUUUCAGCAUAAAGUUGGAUUUCCAAUGUCGCGUAAGUUUUUCCGUUCGUAAAACGCCGUAAAAAUAAUAAGCACAGCUGUAAGCAUUUUCCACUGCUAUGUAAACAUCAUUACCUGGCGUGUUUUUUUUUCUUUCUUUUUUUUUUAAUAACCAACAGUCAAAUUGGAUGAUUCUAGAGAUAUCUGCUCGCGGCGUUUAAUUUCAGGGGGAAGAGCAUGUCUGCCGUUUGGAGCACUUGAGAUAUCUUGUAAUUGACGAGGCAGACAGAAUGGUGGAGCAAGGCCACUUUCAAGAAUUGUCUUCAAUAUUGGAGCUCAUUCAUAGAAAGAGGUACAUACCACAUCUACAUUUAUAUUAGCAAUGGACUUCAAUUUCCAUUGAAGCUUUAAUUUUUCCAGGCUUCUCCUUCUGAAAUGGUUUUCUUGACAGCCAACCUGUAAGCUGAGGUAAAUGACUCUCUUUUUAUAAAAUUUUAACUUGAGUGUUUCUUUUUCGCAGUGAUAAUGAUGAAGAUGAGCGAACUGCAAAGCGAAGACAUCUACAGAAGUUUAUUUUCUCUGCAACUUUAACUCUUCCAAAGUCGUUUAAGAGGAAAGGAAAAGAAAAGAAAAUCACAAGCGAAGAAGGCUUAGGUAAAUCACGGCAUAUUUGACUCAGAGUAAUAGAAGCUAGAGAUAGUAUCAACGUAUUUUAUCAGCUAUUACUUAAGGAAUGAAAUGAUUUAAAUUAUCCAUCAUUUAAAACCCAAAAAUUUGCGGCUUUAUCAAGUGUGUCGAAGUUUUUAUUGUGUUGUUUUUGCUUUUGUCUUUGUUAUCUAACAUCUUAGUUAAACAUGAUUAAGUUGAUCGGCUUGUGUUCUUCCGUUAACAGCAAUACUCUUUGCAUUUUACAUUUUUAGUGUCGCUGAUGGACAAAGUUGGGCUGCAGAAGAACAUUUGUAAAAUUAUCGAUGUCACUAACAAGAGAGGAACCGUAGAAACCCUGACGGAAGCAAAGAUCUCAUGUGCAAUUGAAGAGAAGGUUUGUAAUAGUUGAGCUGACAAGGAAGCGAAACACUUCAAGAUCCAGGAUACACUUUUUAUUACUUUUUAUUCUAACCCUUUGAGCCAAAUGCAUCUACAUGUACACCGCACUGUCUAGGAACAUGAUCCACGGAGCCACAGAGGUGUACCAAGUGAAAUCGAAGGAGAACUACGAAACAUACAGUUGUUGUAAAAAUCACCUCAUUAAGAUUUAUUUUGAAUUUUCUUUCUAGGACCUAUAUCUCUACUAUUUCCUUUCCCGGUACCCAGGCCGUACUUUGGUUUUCUCCAACACCGUGGACUGUGUGAGGAGACUGGGCUCUUUGUUUAGGCUACUGGACUUUGACCCGUGGGUUCUUCACGCCAGCAUGCAACAAAGGCAAAGAUUAAAGAAUUUAGACAGGUCGGGUGAAAACUGAUUGAAAUGGAAAAUACAAAAAACAAUGAAACAAACGAAACAAACAAAAAGAAGAAUAAAAACCAAGAACAAAAAAAAACCACGAAACAAAGGAAAAAAAAACAGCAAAACAGAUCAAAGCAACAAUUAGGAACCUAAUUUUGUAGAUAACGUGCUUUUUCCUGUUGCGUCUUUCACGUUCUUUAUUCUGCAACUUGCUUUGCGCAAAACACGAGGCGACACGCGUGUUAUGUGGCCUUGGAUCAGAAUCAUCAUGAUCUUAUUACUAUUUUUUUUUUCAUCAAAACAGUGAGUUUAGUUUACGACCUGACUGACCUAUUAAACCAAUCCUGAUUGACAAUGGAAUUUCCUUUAUAUAUAGACUAUAACUGGAUCGCCUUGACUGAUUAAAACCCGCCCCUCUCCCCGCUCAGAGAAUAUUUAAAGCUGGAUAGGACUUAUUUUACACCAGCAUGAAAUUUUGGCUGAUUUUUUUUCUUGCCUGUCAGAUUUAAGCAAAGUGCGAGUGGCUUACUUCUGGCUACAGAUGUUGCAGCGAGAGGUUUGGACAUACCAGCUGUUGAGCAUGUAAUUCACUAUCAAGUCCCGAAGGACCCUGAUGUAAGUACGUGCAAGUAUGUGUGUACAGUUGGUUAGCUUGUGUCGGUGGUUGGCCUGUGCCGUAGGCGGGAACGGAAGCGAUUGCUUUUUGGCGGCAGUGCUUUCAUUCUCUGCGAAACUCUACCUUGACAAAAGGCUUUGGGAGGCACGCUGCUUCAACCGACCAUGCGUUGACCAAGGUGUGGGCUACAAGUCUCAACUGUUAGAGAAGCUCAACCAGAAUGUGGAUAGCAAAGUUCGAACGCAGUUGACACCAGAAUUCUUUCUCUAAAUUUAUGUUAUUGUAUCUCUUGACUUCUUUUUAAAACUUCAUUUUCUAAAUCUUUGUUUUGUUUCCGAUUUGUGUAUAUGUGUGAGGUUCACCUACCGAAACCAAAACAAUUCAUUUCAGUUAAUGAUUUUUGAUUUAGAAAAAAAAUUGACUCUGUUCUCCAAAUGCAAUUUAUAUGGAAGGAUCAGUUUGUUAUCGUUUAUCGUCCUCAGUUGUAUCUCGUUUAAUAAUGAACUGUUGUGUAAUGAUGUAACCACAAUGUAACUAUAUAAACUUUAGCGCAACCACCUCAUGUGAUCCUCCGUUCCUAAAUUAUUUCUCUGUGUUCGUUAACAGCUUUACAUUCACCGCAGUGGACGGACAGCUAGAGCAAGCAGGGAAGGUCUGAGUGUCGUUCUUGUUGGCCCAGAAGAAAUGGGAUCAUACAAGAAAAUUAUGAAGGCACUUAAUGGAGGUGAUGUGUCUUUAUUAUCUCCAACGUAUCUCUUUAACAGUUAAACUCUAAAAGUUUAUUUGGAAAUCUCUCUCAGUUUAAGGUGCCAUUCGUCUAAAUUUCCUUUUUAGUUAGAUAAAUCUUUACGCCUCAACGUUAGUAUGCAUAUUUUCCAUGCAUACUGUUCUUUAUAUAUUUCUUAAGGUGUUGACAUGGAGAUUUCGUCUAACAAUCAAGAGCUUCUUUAGUUGGUGAUCAUUUCCUCUACUCUCGUGGCUUUAAAGAGAACCUGCAGUUUUAAAACAAAUACUGGUAAAAGGGCUAAAAAUAUAUCAACUCAAGAUAUCUGGUCCUUAAAACCAUACCUGUAACCCUGUUAAUUUUUUUUUCCGCUUUCAAAACUGGCCUUCACGGCAAGUUCGAACUACCCGCGUUCGCCAUCUUGUUAGGUACGCAAUGCAUUUUGGGUUGAUGACGUGUAAUGGUUGCUCCGUUCUUUUGUAGUUGGGUUAUUGGGGUUUUCCUUAGCAAAAUGGUUAAUAGCGGAGCAUUCGAGUGCAUAAGUCGGGUAAAACCAUGCAGGAUACCAAGCUUCGCUUUGUUAGCUCGCCAUAAUACAUUAGUUAUUGACGUUCAUGGAUUCAUGCCAUUGGAAGGACAUUUCUUCCAAAAGAUUUGCGUGUGCGUUCGGAGCAUUUCGAGAACCUUUGCCUCCAUAGAUCAUACUUAAUGCGAGUACGGAUAGCUUUGUUAACAGGAGAAUGAUUGGAUACCCAUUUGAUAACGAGGUUAGAGGAUAAUUUUAAGUACCCAAUAUCUUGUAUUGAUACAUUUAUAGUCUUUUAAGAAAUAUUUACUUGGGUGUGACAGUCGUUAGGAGAAGUUGGAGGCUGGUCACUCUUAUGGAUCACAGGGUUAAGGAAAUUUGUCAUGGCACGAAGAUGAUACCCCUCUAGUUGAUAAAUAUUUCUUUUAGCCGCAACCAAUAUUUUAUAAGGAAAAGGUACAUCGAAAUCGUCUUUAGGAGUUUACUGGGCCCGACUACAAUUUAACCCUUUACACCCUUAAAAAUCAGUUUGCAUUUUCUCCACACCAUUUUCCAUGAAUUUUCUUUCGAACUAAUAAGGAGAAUUUGUUUAACAAUCAAGAGUUUCUUUAGAUGGUCGUUCCCUGUAUUCUCGUGACCUUUAUGUUUGAUUCAGGAGUGAUGCUGUCAGAAGAAACUAGAUGCCAGUCAUUAAUAGGCGUUUAAGGGUUAACUUACAGUCUCUCGUGUCGUUCGUUUGUUUGUUUCAUUUUUUUUGUUCAGACUUGUUUUCUUGAUUUUAUUCUUUUUCAAAUUUCGUGUUGCAGGAAACGAGCUAGACUCCUUUCCAGUUGAUGUGUCUUUUAUGUCCUCCAUUAGGAAAAGAAUUUCUCUCGCCAAGCAAAUUGACAAAGAAGAACACAAGUAGGUGAAGAUGAAAAAAAAAAAGAAAGAAAGAAAGGAAAAGAGAAAUAUGGCAAUUAUCUUUUGGUUAGCCCUUCGUUUUUUAUUUUGUUUGUUUGUCUUUUCGCGUAAGAAAAAGGCCCAAAUUGAUAAUCGAGCUUGACAGCGCAGCAUUUUUCGCACAAAGAAUUGUUCACGCAGUUACGGAUGUUCUCUCCUUCAUUCUCAAUUCCUUCCAACCCUCCCCCCCCCCCUCCCCUCCCUUUCUCUUUGUCUAAACUCCCCCUUUAAUGAAAGCCAUCGAACCAUAUUCACAGAUUUAGGCGCAAAAAGUCAAGUAAUGACUGGAUACUUGCCUCUGCCAAAGCCAUGGACAUUGAAGUUGACGAAGAUUUGUAUCUUUUUCGAUGAGAUAAUUCAUAUAUUUACAUGCACAUUCUUCGCUUCUGUGUGCUAUCACAUGGUCAGGGACUAACUAGACUACCAGCCUCAACAUCAGUCUUAGGCGGUUUGGGCUUGAAUGCAUUUAUUGUCAAAAACAUUUCAACGGAACGGGCGGAACUGGUGUUCUGGAACUUUACUGUCUUGAAGGUUUGAUGUCACAUUUUAUACACUGUCCUGUUCAGUUUAUUUUCCUUAAAAAAGUUUUUUACAGACUGGAAGAUCUCGGAGAUCAGGGAGAAAGGAAAGAGCGACAAGUAAAGCUGAAGCAAUUGAAAGGUAAUCAACCUUUAGUUAAGGCAGACAAUGGUUGUACUGACAGUCCCACCAAAAAUAAUGGAUCUUGCAGGCUGAUAAUAUCUUAGUGAAAUCAAAAUGGGUUACAUUUAGCUUGUAGUAGUAGGGUGGGGUGAGGAUUAUUGUUCCCAUGGUUCUUACCUUUGAGUUCUAUGUGAAAGGAAAGCAUGAAAAUGUAAUAAAGAGUCUUGAUGUCCAGCCUUGUGUGGGUAAGUGUUAGCUUAGCCUGAGUCGAGUGCUCCUUUCAUUUAUUGGUAAAUUUUUUUUAUAGAAUCUAUAUCAGUGCCGUUUUAUUUUACAGCGGAACUUACUGGUUUGCUGAAGACACCUCUGAUUCCUGCUGGUUUUAGUGGAAAGUACCCGACUAAAACUGGAUCCCUUAUAAUGCCAGGGAUCAAAGGUAUUAAGUGAAUAGAGAAACAAGAGUAUUUUGAGGGACAAAAUGAUGUGUUGCUAAACACAUCGUUUUGUGAUCUUUAGUGAGAGUAUUAUUAGUGAUUUAACAGAGCUAGUGUCAACUGAGGCUCCUUUUGUUUUGUUUUGUUUGUUUGUUUGUUUGUUUGUUUGUUUGUCUUUUAUAUUCUCUUUUCCUGCUGCCAUCCGCUGGUUUUCUGGUCCGUAUGUUUUUUUUUAAUGAGAUAACUGCUUUUUUCUUUUCCUAGUCAUGUGCCAAUUGUUUAAAUGUUCGUUUUAUUUCGGUAUUCACAGCCGACGCGAAUUUGGAAGAUAAUGAAAAAGUGGCUGUUGAAGAUGUAAGAAGAAAGAAAAGAAACAAGAAAAGCAAAACGUAACUUGCAUUCUUCAAACGAGGUCGACAACUGAUCGUGAAAGAAGAAGGGAGAUUAAAAACACGAAAUGGAGAAAGAUUCUUACUUGUAACAACUGGACUGGAAGAGAAAGAGUUGAUUUGAGCAAGGUUGACUAGUCAGUGGUAGAAUAAACUAAAAUCUCGUCUUAAAGUCUUUGACCCCGAUGCUAUAUGAAUACAAUGUAACUUGAAGCAAUGGCGUUCAUACAUCUUCGGGACACCACCCUUCAGACUCGCGGUAUAAUACGACUGGACAAAGCAACUAGUCACAGUCUGACAACACAUGUCCACUUUGCGCAUUUUCUUGAUUUGUGAUUUGAAUUGAUUUACAGAUGUUUUGUUCUUUACUCAGUGGCCCGAAUUUAAAAGUUAGGAUUGUUUCAGUCACAUAUUGCCGUUGGUCAUAUGAAGGUUUCAAGAAUGGGUCGGAAAGGAACUGAAAACGCUGUUUUAAAGGGAAAUCAUUUUUCACAUGCUUGACAAAUGUUGUCCACAAACCUUUCGCUAGUUCAUAUAUAUAAAAAAAUUUAAAAAAAAUAUGUAGAUGCGUAGUAAGCAGGAGAUUCAGUAAAAGCCGGUCUACCGCCGUUUGUUGAGCAGGGUCUCGUGUUUAGGUUUCACCUUACGCCUUUUCUGGCACAUUCGCUUAUUACAUCAUCGGCAGCUACUUAAAUGUAUUGAGACCCCAGAAUGUGGGAGAAAUCGUUGGAAGGC